CUGGAAAAGUGCAGGCUCAGGAUCUCUGACAUCGUGGUUUACAGAAGCAGCACAUCAUGACGACAAAUGCAACAAAUUGCACCAUGGAGCAAAUAAAAUUUCAUUACUAUAUUAAACUCAUUCCACUCUUUUUUCAUAUCCCAAUUUUUAUUUUUGGAGCAAUAUUUAAUGCCCUUGCACUGUGGGUGUUCUGCUGCAAACUGGUCAAAAGGACAGAAACCAAAAUCUACAUGAUCAAUCUGGUCAUCGCUGACUGUUCUCUGGUCUGUGUAUUGCCUUUUUUGAUAUAUUUCCACCAGAAGAACUGGCCCAGAGAUGAAGCAUGCUUAGCUGUAGAAAUAAUGUAUAUGGUAAACAUGUUAAUGAGCAUCUAUAUUAUCACUGCCAUUACAGUUGACAGAUACAUUGCAAUAAAGCAUCCUCUGAAAGCAAAGAGUUUAAGAUCCCCAUUGAAGGCAGCUGUUACCUGUGGGCUUCUUUGGCUAUUAGUGAUAAUUAGCUUGUAUUUACGUCGAAGAUCAGUGAAUGAAAGUAUAUGCUUACAAAAGAUUUCCACCAGACCAACAAUCUUUUUACCAUUUUUAUUUGUCUUUGGUUUUCUCAUUCCUUUAAUAAUCUUGAGCUCUUGUUCAAUACAAAUUAUCAAGACUCUUAGAAAAAGGAUUCACACAAAUCCACAUGAAAAAAAAAUAUUCCAGAAAAGUAUCUAUGUUGUUUCUGCAAAUAUGACUGUAUUUAUAGUAUGUUUCUCACCCUUCUGUAUUGGGGAAUUUGCUAGGUUUGUGAUGGAAAAUGGUACAGUUAGCUGCUUUGCUAUUCAGAAUGUUAGGAACUUUAAUUAUAUAGCCAUGUGCAUAGCAAAUUCUAACUGCUGCCUGGAUACCUUUUGCUAUUAUUUUGUAGCCAAAGAAUUUCAGGAAGCUUUUUUCUUUUCCAAAUCCAAUUGUUCUGGGACAAAUCAAACCUGUUCAUCCCAAAGGCAGAUAAAUGUAACAGUGAUGUAA
This is a messenger RNA of Alligator sinensis (Chinese alligator), 1004 nucleotides long. Its product is annotated as G-protein coupled receptor 35-like. Gene Ontology annotation, molecular function: chemokine receptor activity. Gene Ontology annotation, biological process: chemokine-mediated signaling pathway; positive regulation of Rho protein signal transduction; phospholipase C-activating G protein-coupled receptor signaling pathway. NCBI's taxonomy places the organism in Eukaryota, Metazoa, Chordata, Crocodylia, Alligatoridae. Bases 57 to 1004 code for a protein of 315 amino acids. Gene Ontology annotation, cellular component: membrane. The transcript is spliced from 2 exons. The record is from RefSeq and is a predicted model, not a curated record.